CAGUUGUCUUUGCUCUGUGGGUCCGAGGGGGGCGGACAGCUGAGAAUAGACAGUGUGCUUGUCCUUGAGACAUGACUGCCCGAGGGUUUCCCAUCUGUAUUCCCGGGACAGUCAAAUACUUAAGCGCGUCGGUUGGACAAGAUGUUGGGUGUUUUUGUCAGAGCCGUGCUGCGGCCUGGUGUGGUGAAGCCAUGUCGCCUGGUCAGACCAGUAACACAAAUCCCAGAGAGGACCCUCGUGCACCAGGACGGUUUACCUAAGCUGCCUGUGCCGCCCUUGAAGCAAACAUGUGAGCGUUACCUGGCUGCUCUGGAGCCCAUCGUCAGCGAGGAGGAGCUGGAGCACACCCGGCGACUGGUGGAGGAGUUCCUCAAGGGUGGUGUGGGGGAAAGGCUGCAGAAAGGCCUGGAGCGACGGGCACGCAAGACAGACAACUGGCUGUCAGAAUGGUGGAGGCAGUCAGCAUAUCUAGACUGCCGUAUGCCAGUGGCGGUCUACACCAGCCCUGCAGUUGUCCUGCCUCGCAUGCACUUCCAUGAUCGACAAGGACAGAUUAGGUUUGCUGCCAAACUGAUUGCAGGAGUUUUGGACUUUAAAAAAAUGAUUGACACUGAGACCCUGCCUCUAGAGUACCUGAGUGGGAAGCCGCUGUGUAUGGACCAGUAUUACCAGAUCCUUUCCUCCUGUCGUAUUCCUGGUCCAAAGAGAGAUACUGUUGUAAAUCACACCAUCGGGAAGACGUCUCCCACUCAUAUCACUGUGGUCCACAACUUCCAGUUCUUUGUCUUGGAUGUGUACAACAGCGAUAGCACCCCGCUGACAGUAGACCAGAUAUACAUGCAGUUGGAGAAGAUCUGGAACUCCUCUUUGCAGACUAACAAGGAGCCUAUUGGCAUCCUUACAUCACAGCACCGCAACACCUGGGGAAAAGCCUAUAACAACCUGAUUAAGGAUAAGACAAAUAAGGAGUCAGUCCGUGCCAUCCAGAAAAGUAUCUUCACAGUUUGUUUGGAUGCCCCCAUGCCACGGGUGUCAGAUGAGCUGUAUCAGAGCCGCGUGGCUGCCCAGAUGUUGCAUGGAGGCGGAGCUCGCUGGAACAGCGGCAACCGCUGGUUUGACAAGACAUUACAGUUCAUUGUUGGUGAAGACGGUACAUGUGGACUGGUGUAUGAACAUGCACCUGCUGAGGGUCCACCCAUUGUUUUUCUCAUUGAUUACGUCGUUAAAUACAUACGGAGAACUGAAAUGGUUCGCUCUCCCAUGGUUCCCCUGGCCAUGCCUCAGAAACUGCGCUUUAACAUUACACCUGAGGUCAAGAGAGACAUUGAGAAAGCCAAACAAAAUAUGAACAUAAUGGUGCAUGACUUAGAUGUGAAGGUGCUUAUGUUCUCUCAUUUUGGAAAAAAUGUGCCAAAGCAACAUAAGCUGAGUCCAGAUGCGUUUGUGCAAAUGGCUCUUCAACUUGCCUACUUCAGGAUGUAUAGUAUUUGCUGCUCUACCUAUGAGAGUGCAUCGUUACGAAUGUUCAAAUAUGGGCGAACAGAUGCAAUCCGUGCAACUACUGUAGACUCGUUGAACUUCAUCCAGGCAAUGCAAGACCCAGCUAAACAGAACACAGAGAGGCUGUCGCUGCUGCAGAAGGCCAUUCAGACACAUAAGGAGAACACGUACAAUGCAAUUCAUGGACAAGCCAUAGACAGACACCUCCUUGGGCUGAAGAUGCUGAGUAUUGAAGACCUGACCUCCAUGCCUGAGAUAUUCAUGGAUACUUCUUUUGCUGUAGCUCAUCAUUAUAAUCUCUCCACCAGCCAGGUUGGCUCCAAGACAGACUGCGUGAUGUGCUUUGGUCCGAUGGUGCCAGAUGGCUAUGGAGUGUGUUACAAUCCCAUGGAUGAGCACAUCAACAUCGCCAUCACAGCCUUCAACAGCUGUGAGGAGACGAACGCUGCCAAGUUUGCCCAGGCUGUAGAGGAUGCUCUGUUGGACAUGAAUGCUCUCCUGGAAGACACAGCCACAGCCAAGCAGUGAUCCCAGCACAGGAGCCUGGCACGGUGUUUGUGUCCCACCGGGCUGUAUUUUGGGUCUGGAACUGAACCGGUGCCGGAGUCGCUGGCAGAAUGCCACGCUGACAUAGACGCACAAUGAACUGAGUGUGCUGGAACUGAGGGGAAACCUGUUAUCAAAAGCUUGUGGGAAGUAGAAUGUAUGACAGUAUACAGUACACUGCCUUUGUAAUAAGAGGCAAUUCUCUAUGAUGGAAAAUCUAUAUUUUAAUAUAUUGUGUUAUAAAUAAACUUUAAAUUAACAUAA
Messenger RNA from Siniperca chuatsi (mandarin fish), 2310 nucleotides. Its product is annotated as carnitine O-acetyltransferase-like. Lineage: Eukaryota; Metazoa; Chordata; Actinopteri; Centrarchiformes; Sinipercidae. The record is from RefSeq and is a predicted model, not a curated record. Gene Ontology annotation, biological process: carnitine metabolic process, CoA-linked. Bases 142 to 2028 code for a protein of 628 amino acids. Gene Ontology annotation, cellular component: peroxisome. Gene Ontology annotation, molecular function: carnitine O-acetyltransferase activity. The transcript is spliced from 14 exons.